This is a messenger RNA of Candoia aspera, 1607 nucleotides long. RefSeq names its product KLF transcription factor 5 (gene KLF5). The transcript is spliced from 4 exons. The record is from RefSeq and is a predicted model, not a curated record. Gene Ontology annotation, biological process: regulation of transcription by RNA polymerase II. The coding region runs from base 19 to 1302 and encodes 427 amino acids. Gene Ontology annotation, molecular function: RNA polymerase II cis-regulatory region sequence-specific DNA binding; DNA-binding transcription factor activity, RNA polymerase II-specific. Lineage: Eukaryota; Metazoa; Chordata; Lepidosauria; Squamata; Candoiidae.
GGAGCGGUGCCGCUGCCCAUGGCCACCCGGGUGCGGAGCACGGGCGCUCGCCUUGGGCCCGAGGAGCCCGUCUUCGCGCAGCUCAAGCCGGUGCUGGGCGGCCGGGAAGGGCCGCUCUUCGCCGGGCCGGCUCCCGAGGAGCUCAAGCCGCAGCCCAGCGCCGCGGCCCGGAUCCCCGGCGAGGAGAUGGCGCAGACCCGAUGUGAGAUGGAGAAAUACCUGGCCCCCCAGCUCCCUUCCGUGCCCCCACGCACAGAGCACAAGACAUACCGCCGGGACAGUGCCUCGGUGGUGGACCAGUUCUUCACCAAUGGCGAUGGGGUGCCUUACAGCGUCAACAUGAACCUCUACCUGCCGGACCUGACCCAGCUGCGGACAGGCCUGUACAAGGUGCACCGACCCCCCAUGGCCCACAUCAAGACGGAGCCAGUGGCCGCCUUCAGCCACCAGAGCGACCCGGCCCCCGGAGCUGCCCAGGCGCUCCCCGAGUUCACGAGCAUCUUCAGCCCCCACCAGACGCCGCCGGAUGUGAACAGCCUCUUCAUCAAGCAGGAGCUCUCUGCCCCGGAGCUGAGCCUCCCGCUCCCUGCACCCCCCCAGCAGGGCCAGCUGUACCAGCUCCUCAGCGCCCCAGAUUUAGACCUGCCGAACGCGGCCCCCCAGGCCGUGGGGAUGGACUCCCUGAACGCCGCCCCCCUGUCUUCCCCCAUGGCAGGCCUGAACAGCCUGUCCGCCGUGCCGCAGACGCCCAUGAAGCAGUUCCACGGGGGGCCUCCCUGCACCUAUGCGAUGCCCGGCCAGUUUCUGCAGCAGCAGGCCACUUACUUCCCCCCUUCCCCCCCAAGUUCGGAGCCCGGGAGCCCCGACCGGCAGGCGGAAAUGAUGCAGAAUUUAACCCCUCCUCCAUCGUAUGCCGCUACGAUCGCGUCCAAGCUGGCCAUGCACAAUCCGGCGUUGGCCCCCAGCAUCCCCGUGAAUUCGCCAAGCAUCCCGACGGUCAGGUACAACCGGAGGAGUAACCCAGACUUGGAGAAGAGGCGGAUUCAUUACUGUGACUACCCCGGUUGCACUAAAGUCUACACGAAAUCUUCCCAUUUAAAAGCACACCUGCGAACUCACACUGGAGAGAAGCCAUACAAAUGCACUUGGGAAGGAUGCGACUGGAGAUUCGCUCGCUCGGACGAGUUGACCCGUCACUACCGGAAGCACACCGGCGCCAAGCCCUUCCAGUGCGCCGUCUGCAGCCGCAGCUUCUCCCGCUCCGACCACCUGGCCCUGCACAUGAAGCGCCACCAGAACUGACCUGCGUCACCCGCUAGGCGCUCGGCAUCUAUGCAACGUCCCAGCGACCCACGUACCUUCGCCUUCGGUUAGAAUUAGCUAAGGGGUUGACUGCGUACGAACUCUUCUCCUUUUUAGAACAGAAAAAAAAAUGAUGAUAGAAGAAACUGGAAAUGUAUAUUUUGUAUAUUUAUGAGGAAGCAGGGAAGAUGCUGUCUUGGCAAGACAAGGGUUGUUUUGCUGCUUUAGUGCCCUGUGGCUUGCGCUUUCUGUCUUGGACUUAGUCCUACAGGUUCCAUCUCAGGGCUGCCUGUCGUGACGUUUUG